Molecule: messenger RNA, 2130 nt
Organism: Canis lupus familiaris (dog)
Lineage: Eukaryota; Metazoa; Chordata; Mammalia; Carnivora; Canidae
Gene: RAB36
Product: RAB36, member RAS oncogene family
Exons: 12
Coding region: 169-1164 (331 amino acids)
Molecular function (GO): GTP binding; GTPase activity
Source: RefSeq, a predicted model, not a curated record
UGCGCAGUGUCCUGGAAGCUUCUGCAGCUCCCCCGAGACGCUCUGGUUGCUACAGUGACCUCUCGGUGGAACCGCGUGUGGACUCUCCGCUGUGAGCUCCGCCCAGAGCCCGUCCCUGACGCCAGAGAUUCGUCAGACGCCCUCGGGUCCAGCGUGGUGCUGGUUGCUAUGGUGAUCGCGGCCACCGGCCCCGCCAGACAAGGUCGCGCAGCUCCUGGAGCCUUUGCAACCCCCGCGGGACACUCUGGAAGGAUGAGGUCCUCGCUGACAUCUUUGGGGCCGCCUGUGAGCCGGGACCGCAUCAUCACCAGCUUCCCUAAGUGGUACACCCCUGACGCCUGCCUGCAGCUCAAGGAGCACUUCCAUGGGCAGGUCAGCACCACCUGCCAGCGCAGGAACACAGGGACUGUGGGGCUCCGACUCUCCAAGGUGGUGGUUGUUGGCGAUCUCUACGUGGGCAAGACCAGCCUCAUCCACAGGUUUUGCAAGAAUGUCUUUGACCGUGACUACAAGGCCACCAUCGGGGUGGACUUUGAAAUCGAGCGCUUCGAGAUCGCUGGGAUUCCCUACAGCCUGCAGAUGGCCAAACGUGAAGCCAUGGGCCAGCCACACACGAGCAAGUGGCAGAGCCUAGAAUCCCAGGGCCAUUCACCAGGCCACGUCUGCAGGUGGACUUCCACAUCUUCAGACUGGGACACCGCAGGGCAGGAGAAGUUCAAGUGCAUCGCAUCUGCCUACUACCGGGGUGCCCAGGUGAUCAUCACAGCCUUCGACCUCACUGACGUGCAGACUCUGGAGCACACCAGGCAGUGGUUGGAGGAUGCACUCAGGGAGAACGAGCCGGGCUCCUGCUUCGUGUUCCUCGUUGGAACGAAGAAGGACCUUCUGUCAGGGGCUGCAUGUAAGCAGGCAGAGGUGGAGGCUGUGCGCCUGGCCAACGAGAUGCAGGCUGAGUACUGGUCGGUGUCAGCGAAGACAGGGGAGAACGUGAAGGCGUUCUUCAGCCGUGUAGCUGCCCUGGCAUUCGAGCAGUCAGUUCUGCAAGACUUGGAGAGGAGGAGCAGCACCCGGGCCCAGGUCGGCGACGGAGACCUCAUCCGAAUGGAGGAGAGUCCACCCGAGACCCAGGAGAGCACGCCGUCCUCCAGCCUGGGUUGCUGUUAGCUGGGGCCUGCAUCAGAAGCCUCUACUCCCCGCACACACAUGGGCAGUGCCUCCCAUGACUGUGGAUGGGGUGACAUGAAGCCAUCCGUAGCUGCCCACCCACCAUGCUGAGCCCCAGAGCUCAGCAACUUCUCUUUAGCAGGUUGGGAGCCAGGAAAGGGUGGCACUGGCUGCCCAGGAGCCCCUCUUCACUGCCCCACUGGUGGGCGCACAGUGGUGACCGUCUGGAAGGCCAGUUCCACCCAGAUAGUCACCAGACAUUCCCCCCUGGCCUCGAGAGGCCUCAGGAGUGCAGACACGAGACACUUGUGUCCCACAGCCUGCAUCUCUCAGUCUUGGCACACAUUAGCUGCCCACACAGGCCCUCUGACCACUUUGCCGGGCUGGCCUCAGGAUCCUUCUCUUCUCAGUGGUCUAGGCAAGUCUUUUCUGUUAUUAGCAGGACUUGCAGUUCUCAGUCCCAGAGCCCCAGGCCUCACUGUCCACUGUCCCUCUGCCACAGACUUGUGGGAUCCCGGGUCAGCCUUGCCCCUCCGGAGGAGGAUGGACAAGAGGGUCUCUCAGGCCCCUUCUGGCCCAGGGGUCAGCUUUGGCUCCUCUUUGAUCCUUGUCCUGUUGGUCAGUGGGUGAGGAUGGGCAGAAAAGGCCAUCAUGCCCCUCUGGCCCACCUGGACAAUGAAUUUCCCCAGCUGCCCCUGGGGUACAGUACUGCUGCAUCCCUUGUGCAUGGCGCUGCCCUGCUGUUACUGGCAGUUGUCACGCAGACACUGUUGGGCUGGUAUCUGUGGUUGCCCCCACCGCCCCUCUCUCUGGUCUCCACAGGAAAGGGCCUGGAGAACAAGAAACUCUGCGUGCCUGCCUCUCAGGACCUUUGUGGUGGCCUCCUUGACUCUUUGGAGGACAUCGGAGGCCCUCCGGAGUCUGGCAAGCUCCUCAUCGACACCUCUCCAUCCUGCACAUCCAGGA